Molecule: messenger RNA, 1592 nt
Organism: Paramecium octaurelia
Lineage: Eukaryota; Ciliophora; Oligohymenophorea; Peniculida; Parameciidae
Source: the annotation of a GenBank genome assembly
AUGUCAGCAUUCAGAGCUUUCAUGAUUUAUGAUUACUAAAGAAAUUUCUUCCUUAUGUUUAUAAGAAGAGGUUUUUAAGUGUCUCUUAAAUGGAAUGGCUGUAGAAAAGAAUUGGAAAAUAAACUUCAAGAAAUGGUCAAGGAACCCAAAGAUAAUUUUGAGUAAUCCACAGACUAUGGAAAGUUUAAAUGUAAGUAUGACAAACUGAACAGUAACAUAUUCUGAAUAUAUAAGAAUGUUAUUUCAUUUUAUUGAGCAGCAAUGAAGUUAGAGAGGAUUAUCAAAAUUAAGUUUUGGGUGAAAUUUAUGAUCUCUUUUAAAGUAUGCCUAAUUACUAAAAAGUAAAUUAUGCAUAUGUAUUGUUAGAUAAAAAAAGAGGAUUUGGAAAAAAAAGAAACUGAAAACAUUGAGAAAUUGCUUGAAAUGAAAGAAUAAGAUUAUACUAGAAAACAUGGAAAAGUGAAAGCCUUUGAAGAACCUUAUGAGGCUAAGUCUGAUAUUAAGCUUUAAUAACAAGUAUUUGUAAAUUAAUUAAAUUCAGAGCUAAAUAUAAUCAUAACUAAAAGUUGGAUCGUAAAUUAACGCGUCAUCCAAUCAAAGGGCUAUAUCCUAAAUACAGAAUGGCUCUGUCGGCUAUAAAUAAAGUUCUGCAUUUAAUUCAGAUAAGGAUCUAAGUGCUGAUACGCUCAUUAAAAUAUUUCGAUGUUUCAUGAUGUGGGAUUACAAUAGAUAAUUCUUUUUUAUGUUCAUAAGAAAAGGAUUUCCAAUUGAUAAGACUUGGAGUCAAGAGAGAGUUAAAUUAGAAUCAGAAAUUAAGGCUAAGUAAUUAGAUCCAAAUGAUCCUAAAGCAAAACCUAAAGAACCUCCUGAGCAAUUCAGCUAUAGGGGAAAUUUUGGCUAAUACAAGGCAAAAUACGAUAAAAAAGCAAGUAUAAUUCCUAUUCUAUUUAAGAAUGUUACUUUAUUUUACUAACUAGAUUCAAAAUUAAGGAAGAUCCUUAAAUCAAACUCUUAGAAGCCUUAUACGAAGAAGUAUAAAAAGUAGACAAAUACAUUACUGUAAUUAUUUUCAUCUAUUCUAGUUGAAAUAUGACGCUUUAGAGGGUAAGAAAAAAAGAGAUUUAGAAAAAAUUAUUGAUGAGCAUGAAAAGGAGUUAGCAAAUCAAGUAAGCUAAAGGUUUAUAGACACUAAAAUGAUGGAGUCUAAAUUAGGUUUUAUUCAUUCUCCUGAGAGAGUGUCGAAUAACAACUUAUCUUCAAAAAAAAGUUCCAUAUUUAUAUCUAAUCAACUUUAAUAAACAUAAUAAUAAUAAUAAUAAUCCCAAAUCAACUCUGCAUAAUCCUUACAAUAACCUUAGAUAAGUCAAUAAAAACAAUAACAAUAAUAAUACCAAUAACAAUAACAAUAAAAAUAAUAACAAGAAGAAAAUUUCUUAAAAUAAGAAAUUUAAGAUAAUCCUAGUAUUGAUGAGAAAAUAGAUGAUAAUGAAAAUAUCCCAUAUUUUUAGGAAGAAGGGGAGUUAGCUAAAAGAGUUUAUUUGUAUUAUACCAAGCCAUUAUAGGUUUCUUAAUAUAUUAAAUCUGGGAAUUGA